Molecule: messenger RNA, 629 nt
Organism: Stylophora pistillata
Lineage: Eukaryota; Metazoa; Cnidaria; Anthozoa; Scleractinia; Pocilloporidae
Source: RefSeq, a predicted model, not a curated record
AUCCAGGCUCCUGGGAUUGCAAUUCUCCUUCGACAGGGAGAAUGCAGUCGAAACUUCGCGAUCCACAUCUCAAGUGACCUCAUCGUGAUACAAACGAUUAAAUUUCUCUUCUAAAAGAAUUUGACUAGUUUAUAAUGCUUAUACGCAAGGGGUAUCGAGAAACCUGAGUAGUUUCUGUUGUGAUCAUUUUAAUGUUCAUAUUCAGGCCAAAUGUUUCCCUGCUAUUCACAUCAAGCAUGUUAUGGAGCCAUGCGUGGGACAGUAUAGUGGAGUAUUACAACAAAUGUGUUGGUGUUCCGUUGCAACUUCUCCCAACAGUUCUCGGUUUGAAGCUGGCUGUUGAUCUCGAAUUGGGAAGCAAAAAACUUCCGGACAAAUUAGACUCUACUGAGGAGACUCUUUGCUCGGUGAAAGCGGACCCUAAAAGGACUUUAUUGACUAUAGAUAAAGCCACUGACGUUGUCCAAGCGCUAAUGCGUCUCACAGAGCGUUGCUUCAAUCUAGCGAAUGAAAUCAUUCAUUACACUGGCGUCACUUCACCAUCACCUCUGACCUUGCUUCGAAUCAUACAUCAGGCACAACCACUCUUCAAGGGAGAAGGUCAUAUCAAUUUUAAAGUUAGCUGUUAG